UAAUUAUCAAAAUGAGGAUAAAGAGAGUAAAUCUUAUUCACUAUUGGAGACCUUACAUGACGAUGAAAAUGCUGAGUUGACUGCUGAUCAGGUUCGUCACCAAGACACUAUAAUUCAGACUAAUAAUCUAAUCAACGCUUUAGGAAAUCGGGAAGCGAUUUUACUGAUUCGCUUGUUUUAUAAAAUAAAACCUUCUAAUUUGCUAGAUAUUUAUUGCUUGGCCACCGAAGAAGAAAAACAAGAAUUAAAGAAAAAAAUGAAGUUGGGUGAUAAAUCCAACCCCGAAGUACUCCAAAAAUACUCCUGUGAGGAAAAAAAGGUUCAUGAUUUCCCACUGGUGAAAAAUUAUUUAUCAUUAUUUACUAAAAGUUAUCGAUUUUCCGAGUUAAGUAAAAUUCUUGGCGAGUCAGAAAAUAUGGCUCGUCGGUUAAAGCAAGAAAGUUUCAAAAAACUACAAAAACUGGCCAAGGAGAGAAAACUUCACUUUUUGAUUGAGUAA
This is a messenger RNA of Entrophospora sp. SA101, 499 nucleotides long. NCBI's taxonomy places the organism in Eukaryota, Fungi, Glomeromycota, Glomeromycetes, Entrophosporales, Entrophosporaceae. The record is from the annotation of a GenBank genome assembly.